AUGCCUUCAAGUUCAAGAGAAGCUGUCUCAGACGCCAAGUCCCGAGCUUGGAAUGUUCACGACGACACACAAAAUGUAGGCAUGUCUCAAUCAGCCAAGAGCAAAGGAAAACAGCGCGACCCUCCGCCGUCCCUAUUCCUUCACCCAUCUCCCGCCGCCUCUCAUGCCUCACUACCGGGUAUACUUGCGCCUGGAGCGCCAGCGACCUCAUCCGCUGGCGUCACACCUCUCCCUCAACAGGCCAUGAACCUGCAACGCAAUGGAUCUCUUCAUACCGGCUCGGUAGUCGCGCCAUCCGUCGCGCGCCCUGUCCGGAAUCUCAAGACCGCCGAUAGUACUCGCAGCAGUGACAGGACCGACGCAUUAUGGGCCGAGAUGCAGGCGACGCUCGAGGAGGUCGAGCUUUCAGCGUCAGGUGGAACUCACGUGUUUGGUCCCGAUCACGAUCGCAAGCUGGAGGAGUUGAGGACAGCACAGAUCGACCUGGCACAGGCGUGGGCACGAAGUGAGGCUGAUGAGGCCAUCGAGAUGACGGGCCAGCGCUCCAACACGUCGGCAGCCGGGGAGGAGGUCCGCAACCUCAAGAGCGCAGUGCUCGGGGAGACGGGCGUGGCGCCAGAUGGCAACGAGGGACCGCGGAGCACGGGAAGCAACAACGGGCGACCAGGUAGCAGCGGGGGCACGGAGCGACUCGGUGCGAAGCUCGAGCAGGAGACGGAGGUGGACAUUUUGCUCGCACGAAAGAGGCGCGAGGCCAACGAUCGGUACUUCCAACGGGUCAACAAAGGUGUCCUUGACGUCGUUGCCAAACUUGAACACGUUGCUGUUGCGAUGCGGGCUGUCGAACAGGAGACUAAGGAUAUCUGGGGCGAGAAUGACAGCGCGGCGGGAAGUGCGAAGGGGUAG
Messenger RNA from Colletotrichum godetiae, 906 nucleotides. RefSeq lists its product as uncharacterized. The transcript has a single exon. Lineage: Eukaryota; Fungi; Ascomycota; Sordariomycetes; Glomerellales; Glomerellaceae. The record is from RefSeq and is a predicted model, not a curated record. Bases 1 to 906 code for a protein of 301 amino acids.